CUUCAAACAUUACCAAAAAAACCUUAGUUACAUGUCUACGAUAUUUCCCUGAUACACUCUUUCAUUUUGGUUCACCUUCAUCUUUGAUUUUAUUUUUCAUCACUUUCAAAAUGAAGAUUCUGGGUGCAGGGUCCCUUCAUCUUAUCUAUGCACUCCUGGUUUUACUACAUAUGCAAACUUCAAUUGGAUCCAAUUCAACAACAACUGAUGAUGGAGUUAAGUGCAUAAAGAGCGAAAGACAAGCUCUCCUCGCAUUUAAGCAAGGUCUGGUUGAUGAACAUGGGAGGCUUUCCUCAUGGGGCAGUGAAGAAGAGAAAAAGAAUUGCUGUGAAUGGGAAGGAGUUCAAUGCCUCAGUGGGAAUAAUUUCAACUUAAGCCACAUUCCAGAGUCUAUUGGUUCACUCAACAAAAUGCAACAUCUUGAUCUCUAUUAUUGUAAUCUAAGUGGAUCUCUUCCUAGUCAGCUUGCAAACCUCACAAAUCUGCAAUAUCUUGAUCUUAGCUAUAACAAAUUCAACAUCCAAAGUCUUGUGUGGCUCUAUCAUCUUUCAUACUUGCAGUACCUUCGUCUGGGUGGAAAUGACCUUAGUAAGGUCAACAAUGACUGGCUGCAAGUAAUUAAUAAGCUCCCUCAUCUAACUAACCUGUCUCUAGAUGGAUGUAAUCUUCGAGAUGUCAUUCCCCUGUAUUUCCCCAUAAUUAACACUUCUAGUACUUCUCUCGUUCACCUUGAUCUAGGAAGCAACAAUUUGACUGCUUCCACAUUCCAAUGGUUGUUCAACUUUAGCAACAGCCUUGUUAGUCUCAACUUGAGUUCUAAUCAAUUUCGAGUCCUUUGGGAACCUGUGCAAAUUAAGGUAUCUAUGCCUACGUGAUAACCAUCUUGAUGGAAUGCCUCUUGAACUCAUUGUGCAUUACUUCAGUUUCAAUAUGUUUCUUCACACUUCAAGGACUCAACUUCUCCAUUUUGUCUUGCUGGUGUCAGUAAUAAUAAAUAACAAAUCAAACCCGAGUAGAAGGUUAUCUCUUUCUUUCUUUCUGUGUGUAAUAAACCAAUGUAUGUUUGUCUGUGUGGUUUGCAUCUUCUAUUGUAAGGGGCUAACUGCAGCUUCUUGCUAUGAAACUGAGAUUGGAUUUCCAUCUGAAUUCUAUUGGCUUAAAUUCAAUUUUCAUUUUAACAGUCAUUUCUCCUUUUUUCAAAUGAAUUCACAAUUUAAUAUUUGUAUAAUUUUAACUAAAAUUUUCACAAUCUAAUGUUGUAUGUUGCAGUUGUAACAAUUUAGAUGUUUCUUCAUAAAAGGCCAUAGAGAAGGAUUCAGAGAUUCAACCUCAGAUUUGUGGCCUCUUUUAUUCAGAUGGGCUUCCUUCAACCAAGUCCAAGCUACAUUUCCUCUGUGUCUUAGAGCUGUCAUAUAAUAACUCUUUUGGGAAAAUUCCAUCAAGCACCUAAUUGGAGAGCUUUACUGCUUCUGCUUAUUUAUUUAUUUAUUAUUUGUUUAUUUCUUUUGGGUGCUUCUUCAGAAUUCAAGGACUUGAUGUUUUCUUGUGAAGUGAAAUUCCAAGGUAAGUUUUGUUAUCUCAGGAAAAAAGAGUAAAAUUCCAGGCUUUCUUGGCUACCAUAGUCCUCAAGACCACCUUUUUUUUUCCAUUUUUGUGUGCUAAAUUAUGCUUUAUGUGUGUUUUAUUGUAUCAUUUUGUGUUUUGCUUGUUUUUAUUCCACCAUCUAGUUUGUAAGAAUGAAGAACAAGCUAGCAGCAACAGAAAUAAGACUGAAAUCUGAAU
Messenger RNA from Rubroshorea leprosula, 1782 nucleotides. The record is from the annotation of a GenBank genome assembly. Lineage: Eukaryota; Viridiplantae; Streptophyta; Magnoliopsida; Malvales; Dipterocarpaceae.